This is a messenger RNA of Apis florea (little honeybee), 681 nucleotides long. RefSeq lists its product as uncharacterized. Lineage: Eukaryota; Metazoa; Arthropoda; Insecta; Hymenoptera; Apidae. The record is from RefSeq and is a predicted model, not a curated record.
AACUCGUUGAAAGCAAGGGCAACCAAUAGAUACCGCAAGCAGCUUUUACUAAGAGAAGAUAUAAACUUUAUAUCGGAAGAUGUACACUCUACUCUUCUUUCGAUAAUUACAGUUGUCGACAGGAUGAUGAAAGCAGCCUUAGAAAUCACACACGCGAGCUCCUCCUACGAGGAUCGCCAAUUAUCGUCAAUUUUUCAACCGAGAGUUCCUCAUCGAUGAAAACGUAUCGUGCACCACGUAUAUACGUAUACGUUUACUUGACAAAAUAUAUUAAUUGGAGAAACGUAGGAAAACGUGGUAUUAUCCCGGGCACAUCCACUGUCACAGGACGAUUGAUCGUGGUGGAUGAUCAAAUCGAGGCAGCAGACCGGACGUCAACGCGCGGUGUCCGUCGAGCCGUCCCGCAGGAUUUGCCGGUCGUCGUGGAGGUGGAAUCCUCCUACUACUACUCUAUUUCCUCCUACUUCACCUACUCGUUUUUCGUUGGACGAGGAACCGGCCACAGGGAUGGCGAUCAGAGUGUGAACGCGAGCACACGAGUAAGGGAGGAGGCGAGAAACUGGUCAAAGAUCCGUGGCUACGAGCUGCUAGAGCCUCUGGUGAACGGAGAGGAUCGUACCUGCGAGGAGAGGAUCCACCGGUGUUCAUCGAUUCGAUAUUAAGUACGAAUGCAGCAAGAGC